AGCCCUGAUGAGAGAAUGGGGAUUUACAAGCUGACAGGGGCAAUCCUGCACUACGGAAACAUGAAGUUCAAACAGAAACCACGUGAGGAGCAAGCAGAGCCAGAUGGCACAGAAGAGGCUGACAAAGCAGCAUAUCUGAUGGGCCUGAACUCAGCAGACUUGCUGAAAGCUUUGUGCUAUCCCCGGGUGAAAGUGGGAAAUGAAUAUGUCUUGAAGGGCCAAACAGUGGAUCAGGUGCACCAGGCAGUGAGUGCCAUUGCCAAGUCAGUCUAUGAGAAACUCUUCCUGUGGAUGGUGAUGCGCAUCAACCAACAGCUGGACACAAAGCUGCCAAGGCAGCACUUUAUUGGGGUCUUAGACAUCGCUGGAUUUGAGAUCUUUGAGUUCAACAGCCUGGAGCAGCUGUGCAUCAACUUCACCAACGAGAAAUUGCAACAGUUCUUCAACCACCACAUGUUCGUGCUGGAGCAGGAGGAGUACAAGAAGGAGGGAAUUGAAUGGACAUUCAUUGACUUCGGGAUGGACCUGGCUGCCUGCAUUGAGCUUAUAGAAAAGCCCAUGGGCAUCUUCUCCAUCCUGGAAGAGGAGUGCAUGUUCCCCAAGGCAACUGACACCUCUUUCAAGAACAAGCUCUAUGACCAGCACCUGGGCAAGUCCAGCAACUUCCAGAAGCCCAAACCUGCCAAAGGCAAGGCUGAGGCCCACUUCUCCCUGGUGCACUACGCUGGCACAGUGGACUACAACAUCACUGGGUGGCUGGAGAAGAACAAGGACCCCCUGAAUGAAACUGUCAUUGGGCUGUACCAGAAAUCAUCUGUGAAGGUUUUAUGCCAUCUUUAUGCUGCCUUUUCUUCCACAGAUGAAGCUGAAGGUGGUGGAAAGAAGAAAGAAACCAAGAAAAAGGGCUCUUCCUUCCAGACUGUGUCUGUGCUCUUUCGGGAAAAUCUAAACAAGCUGAUGUCCAACUUGCGAACAACUCAUCCUCACUUUGUGCGUUGCAUCAUCCCCAAUGAAACAAAGACCCCAGGCCUCAUGGAUCACAAACUUGUUCUGCACCAGCUGCGGUGUAAUGGUGUCCUGGAAGGUAUUCGGAUCUGCAGGAAAGGAUUUCCUAACAGGAUUCCAUAUGGGGAUUUUAAACAAAGAUACCACCUUCUGAACGCCGAUGUCAUUCCAGAGGGAAAGUUUAUUGACAGCAAGAAGGCAUGUGAAAAGUUGCUGUCUUCCAUUGAGAUAGAUCACACUCAGUACAAAUUUGGACACACUAAGGUGUUCUUCAAGGCAGGUUUGCUGGGUGUCCUGGAAGAGAUGCGAGAUGAUUGCUUAGGACAGCUGAUCACACGGACCCAGGCUUUGUGCAGGGGAUACCUCAGGAGACUUGAGCUGAAAAGAAUGUUCGACCAAAGAGAGUCCAUCUUCUGCAUCCAGUACAACAUCCGUGCAUUCAUGAAAGUCAAGCAGUGGUCCUGGAUGAAGCUGUACUUCAAGUUAAAACCUCUCUUGAAAAGUGUGGAAACUGAAAAAGAAAUGGCCACAAUGAAAGAAGAGUUUGAGAGAACAAAAGAAGAACUGGCUAAAUCAGAAACCAAGAGGAAAGAACUAGAAGAGAAAAUGGUGAUUCUGGUGAAAGAGAAAAAGGAUCUGCAGCUGAAAGUACAGAUGGAAAAUGAAAAUUUGGCUGAUGCUGAAGAAAGAUGUGACCAGCUGAUCCAAGCAAAAUUCCAGCUGGAAGCAAGAAUAAAGGAGAUAAUGGAAAAGCUGGAGGAUGAAGAGGAGAUAAAUGCUGAUCUGGUAGCCAAAAAGAGGAAACUGGAGGAUGAAUGCUCUGAGCUGAAGAAAGAUUUUGAUGACCUUGAGUUAACAUUGUUCAAGGCUGAAAAGGAAAAGCAUACCACAGAAAACAAGGUGAAAAAUCUGACUGAAGUAGUGACAGGUUUGGAUGAGACUGUUGCAAAGUUAGUCAAGGAGAAGAAGGCUCUGCAAGAAGGCCAGCAACAGGCUCUGGAUGACCUGCAAAUUGAGGAGGACAAAGUUAAUAACCUCACCAAAGCCAGAAUCAAGCUGGAGCAGCAAGUGAACCAUGUUGAAGGAUCUUUAGAACUGGAAAGAAAAGUGUGUGUGGAUCUUGAACGAGCAAAGAGAAAGCUUGAGGGAGACUUGAAACUUGCACAGGAAACCAAAGUGGAUCUGGAGAAUUAUAAACAACAUUUAGAUGAAAAAUUAAGAAAGAAAGACUUUGAUUUUAACCAGAAGCAAAAUAAAAUUGUGGAACGGCAGAAUUCAGGUACUCAAUUGCAGAAGAAGAUCAGAGAAUUGCAGGCCCAUGUUGCAGAGCUGGAGGAGGAGGCUAUGAGUGAGAAAGCGACACGGGCAAAAGCAGAGAAGCAUCAUGGUGAGCUGGCUCAGGAACUUGAGCAAAUCAGAGGAAGCCUUGAAGAGGCUGGAGGAGCCACCACCGCUCAAACAGAACUUAACAAGAAGCGGGAGGCAGAAUUCCAGAAGAUGCGCCGGGACCUCGAAGAGGCCACGCUGCAGCACGAAGCCACGGCUGCCGCCCUGCGCAAGAAGCACGCGGACAGCACAGCUGAGCUGGGGGAGCAGAUCGACAACCUGCAGCGCGUCAAGCAGAAGCUGGAGAAGGAGAAGAGUGAGCUCAAGAUGGAGAUUGAUGACUUGGCCAGGAGUACAAAGACCAUUACUAAGUCCAAGGCUAAUCUGGAGAAAAGGUUUCGGACCCUGGAAGACCAGAUGAGUGAGAUGAAAGCCAAAUCUGAAGAGAACCAGAGGAAUUUGAAUGAGAUGGUGAUACAAAAAGCCCAGCUCCAGACAGAGUCUGGUGAACUACGCCAUCGACUCGAAGAGAAAGAGACUGUAACGCGGCAGUUGUUGAGAAGCAAACAGGCACUUACACAGCAAAUGGAGGAACUCAAGAGGCAGUUAGAGGAAGAGAUUGAGGCCAAGAACGCCCUGGCCCACGCCCUGCAGUCCGCUCGCCACGACUGUGACUUGCUCCGGGAACAAUAUGAGGAGGAGCAGGAAGCCAAGGGGGAGCUGCAGCGCGCCCUGUCCAAGGCCAACAGCGAAGUGGCCCAGUGGAGAACCAAAUACGAGACGGACGCGAUUCAGCGCACGGAGGAGCUCGAGGAGGCCAAGAAAAAACUCGCUCAGCAUCUCCAGAAAGCAGGAGAACAGGCAGGGACUGUGAAUUCCAAGUGUGCCUCCUUGGAGAAGAUGAAUUUGAAGUUGCAGGGGGAGGUGGAGGAUCUGACACUGGAUGUAGAGAGAGCAAACACAUCAGCCGUUGCCCUGGACAGGAAACAGCAGAACUUUAAUAAGGUCAGGGCAGAAUGGAAGGGGAAGUAUGAGGAAAGCCAGCUGGAGCUGGAAGCUCUCUCUAAAGAAUCGUGCUCACUGGACACGGAGCUUUUCAAAGUGAAAAAUGCCUACAAGGAAAACUUAGAUCAACUUGAAACAAUCAAACGGGAGAACCACACUCACAAGCAGGAAGUAGCUGAUCUGACAGAGCAAAUUACUGCAAAUGGCAAAAUGAUCAGAGACCUCGAGAAAGCCAAAAAGCAAGUUGAAGUAGAAAAAAAUGGGCUGCGAUUAGCUCUGGAGGAGGCAGAGGCAGCUCUUGAGCAUGAAGAGGUCAAAAUCCUUGCUGUCAACCAAGAACUGACUCAGAUUAAGACAGAGAUCAACAGAAAGAUUGCUGACAAGGAUGAGGAGAUCAACCAAUUAAAAAAGAACCACGAAAGGACUGUGGAGACAAUGCAGGGUGUUCUGGAUGCUGAGAUCAGGAGCAGAAGUGAAUCUUUAAGGCUGAGGAAGAAGAUGGAGGGAGACCUGAACGAAAUGGAGAUUCAGCUCAGCCAUACCAACCGCCAGGCUGCAGAGGCACAGAAACACCUGCACAGCAUCCAGGGAGCUCUCAAGGACACCCAGCUACACUUGGACGAUGCUCUCAGGACCCAGGAUGACCUGAAGGAGCAGGUGGCCAUGGUGGAGCGCAGAGCAAACCUGCUGCAGGCUGAAGCUGAGGAGCUACGGGCAGCCCUGGAGCAGACGGAGCGGUCGAGGAAAGUGGCUGAGCAGGAGCUCCUGGAUGCCACUGAACGUGCGCAGCUCCUCCGUACCCAGAACACCAGCCUUUCUAAUACAAAGAAGAAGCUUGAAACUGAUAUGGCACAAAUCCAAAGAGAGAUAGAGGAUGUUACUAAUGAAUCAAAAAGUGCUGAAGACAGAGCAAAGAAGGCAAUGACAGAUGCGGCCAUGAUGGCAGAAAAGCUGAAGAAGGAGCAGGACACCAGUGCCCACCUGGAGAGGAUGAAGAAGAACCUGGACCAGACGGUGAAGGACCUGCAGCUUCGUCUGGAAGAGGCCGAGCAGUUGGCCCUGAAGGGAGGCAAGAAGCAAAUCCAGAAGCUGGAGGCCAGGAUCCAAGAAUUAGAAGCUGAGCUGGAAGAAGAACAUAAACAAUCUGCAGAGGCUACGAAAAACAUCUGCAAAUAUGAGCGGCAUGUCAAAGAGCUCACUCUCCAGAAUGAAGAACACAGGAAGAACAUGAUGAGGUUACAAGAUCUGGUAGAUAAACUGCAGAUGAAAAUCAAAUCCUACAAAAGACAAGCUGAGGAAGCUGAUGAACAAGCCAAUAUUAAUCUCUCCAAAUUGAGAAAAGCACAACAUAAGAUAGAUGAGGCUGAGGAAAGGGUAGCUAUUGCUGAGAGCCAAGUAAACAAGCUCAGAGCCAAAGCCCGAGAAAGCCCUGCUACAAAGGUGGUGUUAGGAACUGAAAAAUGAGCUUCCUCUGGGAUA
Corapipo altera (White-ruffed manakin) is the source of this 4815-nucleotide messenger RNA. Its product is annotated as myosin-3-like. The coding region runs from base 16 to 4800 and encodes 1594 amino acids. The record is from RefSeq and is a predicted model, not a curated record. Gene Ontology annotation, cellular component: myosin complex. NCBI's taxonomy places the organism in Eukaryota, Metazoa, Chordata, Aves, Passeriformes, Pipridae. Gene Ontology annotation, molecular function: cytoskeletal motor activity; ATP binding; protein binding. The transcript has 30 exons.